CAUGUUUUCAGUUGUUCAAUUAUAAAACAAUUUAGAGCUUAAUAGGCUAGACUUCUUCUUUUUUUAGUAUAUUGGACCAGCAAUCUGUUAUAUUGAUCUCGUUCAAUGGAGUUUCAAAAAGAUGAAUAUCACCCCCUGCCCUUACUGUCUCUCAAUCACAUUUCACUUGUUUGCAAAUCUCUUCCACUUUCUCUGCAAUUUUAUGAAAAAGUGAUGGGGUUUGAGUGUGUACAGAGACCAGUUCCUAACUUCAAGGAUGCUUGGUUAUAUAACUAUGGUUUUGGAAUACACCUGCUGCAGAGUGAGGGUUGGGAUACUGAUCUGUUUGAAAAACAUGAGAUCAAUCCCAAAGAUAACCACAUCUCUUUCCAGUGCUCAGAUAUCAAUCUAAUAGAGAAAAGACUGAGGGAUAUGGGGAUAGAUUAUGUUAAACAAGUUGUGGAGGAAGAGGGCUUAUGCAUUGAUCAGCUCUUCUUCCAUGACCCAGAUGGCUACAUGAUGGGGAUUUGUAACUGUGAAAACUUUCCCAUUGUUCCCUCAGAUGAAGCUUCUGCUGUUCCCCAGCUCUGUCCACUCAAAUCUGCUGAUCUCACAAAAACCAUCUUCCCUCUCUUCUGUCAUGGUGAAGAUAUUGAAGCUUCUGAAAGGAAUGGUCAAUUCUCAGAGCAAGCACAAGAAAAGAAAGAAAUGCUGCCCUUGGACAUAAUGGGUGUUUUCAUCUGAUCUUAAAUCGGUACAGCUAUGCAUAGAAAUAAGAUUUCAACUGGAAAUCAUAGAUGUGCUUUCUUAUACAUUGAGAGCAGUCUGAAAGAUCUCCACCCAUUUCAACUAAAAUUUCAUGAGUUUAUGAAGCAGAAGAACAUUGGGUCUGGUUCACAGAGCAUGCAUCUAAGAUAUUGAGGACAUAAAAUAAUUGAUUUGCAGGAAUGAAUGAGAGCAAUUUUUUUAUUAACCUGGAAUCUUUGGAUUCUUUUUUAAGGUGGUACUUGUUCAUAUACUAUUAUGGUGACCAGUAAUAAUGUAAUAUUUUGUUAUCUUUAAUAAAUGUUUUUAAUGGAAUUAUGAAUCAG
This is a messenger RNA of Cryptomeria japonica (Japanese cedar), 1070 nucleotides long. Its product is annotated as glyoxylase I 4. Lineage: Eukaryota; Viridiplantae; Streptophyta; Pinopsida; Cupressales; Cupressaceae. Bases 106 to 723 code for a protein of 205 amino acids. The record is from RefSeq and is a predicted model, not a curated record. The transcript has 5 exons.